ACACAGUAUAGCCAGCAAGCAGCCAAUCAGCCAGGCAGCCAAGCAGCAGCAGCAGCAGCGUAUCUCAGCAAGCAAUAUUAUCCUUUUUAUUAUAUCCCCUAUUUCCCCCGCCCGCGUAGGAAGGCCGUAGCCUGCAGGCUGCAGCUGCGGUCAAGUUUAGUUUUCUUUGUUUAUUUAAAUUAUUAUUUCUGGUAUUUAUUUACUUAUUCAUCAUUUAGAAUUCUCUCUCUCUCUCUCUCUCUCUCUCUCUCUCUCUCUCUAUAUAUAUAUAAUACAUACACACACACACACACACCUGCAGAAGAGAUCAUCAGAAGAAGAAGAACAAGAAGACAACAAUCAUGAAGGUGAUUCAGAAGAUCCGGGACGCGGAGGCUGCCGGCGGCGGAAGGCCCGUCUUCUCCUUCGAGUUCUUCCCCCCGAGGACGGAGGAUGGGGUGGACAACCUGUUCGACCGGAUGGAGCGCAUGGUCGCUCACAACCCCGCAUUCUGCGACAUCACCUGGGGCGCGGGCGGCUCCACCGCCGAUUUGACCCUGGAGAUCUCCAACCGCAUGCAGAACAUGGUCUGCGUCGAGACCAUGAUGCACCUCACCUGCACCAACAUGCCCGUCGACAAGAUCGACCACGCCCUCCGCACCGUCAAGUCCAACGGCAUCCAGAACGUCCUCGCCCUCCGCGGUGACCCCCCUCACGGCCAGGACAAGUUCGUCCAGGUCCAGGGCGGCUUCGCCUGCGCCCUCGAUCUCGUCAAGCACAUUCGGUCCCAAUAUGGCGACUACUUCGGCGUAACUGUUUCUGGUUAUCCAGAGGCACAUCCUGAUGUCAUCCAAAGUGAUGGGCUGGCCACACCUGAGGGAUAUCAGAACGAUCUUGCUUACCUUAAGAAAAAGGUUGAUGCUGGAGCUGAUCUCAUUGUUACUCAACUUUUCUAUGACACUGAUAUCUUCCUGAAAUUUGUGAAUGACUGCCGUCAAAUUGGGAUAAAUUGCCCCAUAGUUCCUGGCAUUAUGCCCAUUAAUAACUAUAAGGGCUUCCUCCGGAUGACUGGCUUUUGCAAAACCAGGAUACCACCUGAAAUCACUGCUGCCUUAGAGCCUAUAAAGGACAACGAAGAGGCUGUCAGAUCCUAUGGGAUUCACCUUGGAACUGAAAUGUGCAAGAAGAUUUUGGCUCAUGGAAUUAACACCUUACAUCUUUAUACUCUAAACAUGGAGAAAUCAGCACUGGCAAUACUAAUGAAUCUUGGAAUAAUUGAAGAAGCCAAAGUUUCAAGGGCCUUGCCGUGGAGACGCCCUGCAAAUGUUUUCCGUGUCAAAGAAGAUGUUCGGCCUAUAUUUUGGGCCAAUCGUCCAAAAAGCUACAUAUCAAGGACCAUAGGCUGGGAACAAUACCCACAUGGGCGUUGGGGUGAUUCUUGUAAUGCAUCAUAUGGUGCGCUAACUGACUAUCAGUUUAUGCGGCCCCGUGCACGGGAUAAGAAACUUCAUGAUGAGUGGGUUGUCCCCUUGAAGAGUGUUGAAGAUAUUUAUGAGAGAUUUAUGAAGUUCUGCCUUGGGAAACUGAGAAGCAGUCCGUGGUCAGAGUUAGAUGGCCUUCAGCCGGAGACAAAGAUCAUUGACGAGCAUCUGGGGAAAAUUAACUCAAAGGGUUUCCUCACGGUAAAUAGUCAACCAGCUGUCAAUGGAGCAAAGUCUGAUGCCCCAUCUGUUGGAUGGGGUGGACCAGGUGGAUAUGUCUACCAGAAGGCCUAUCUGGAGUUUUUCUGCCCCAAGGAGAAGUUAGAUGCUCUUGUUGACAAGUGCAAAGCUUUCUCAUACCUGACCUACAUGGCUGUAGACAAAGGAGGAACCUGGAUAUCCAACGUUGGCCCAACUGACGUGAAUGCGGUGACAUGGGGAGUCUUCCCUGCCAAGGAAAUCAUACAACCAACUGUUGUGGAUCCUCGCAGCUUUAUGGUGUGGAAGGAUGAGGCCUUUCAAGUCUGGUCAAGAGGAUGGGCUCAAUUAUAUCCAGAGGGUGACCCGUCCAGAAAACUGCUGGAGGAGGUGGAGAGCAGUUAUUUCUUGGUUAGCUUGGUGGAUAAUGAUUACAUCAAUGGCGACUUGUUUGCUGUUUUCAAAGACAUCUAAGACGAGGAGGAUAUUCCUAUCUUUUGGAUGCCUCUAAUUUUAAAACCAGGGAAGCCACAUUCAAAUUCAGGUGUUUCCUUCAAUAUUAUUAGACUAAAUGCGGCUGUCUUUUGUUAUGGUGGAUAUUCCUAUCGUUACAUGUUGUGUAAUAAACUAUUUCAUUGGAGUUCUGAUACACUCGCCUAAUUCACAAUGCAAAUUGCAUACCAAGUGAAGUUGAUUUUUCUUCUUGGACAAAACAUAAUGUGGUCCAACGACUUGACUCUUCAAGAUGGUGGCUGAUAAUACACGCACACAUUUCUUUCUGUGCUAAUAUAUAUACACAGUUUUGCGUGUC
Diospyros lotus (date-plum) is the source of this 2469-nucleotide messenger RNA. Its product is annotated as probable methylenetetrahydrofolate reductase. The transcript has 11 exons. The record is from RefSeq and is a predicted model, not a curated record. Gene Ontology annotation, biological process: tetrahydrofolate interconversion. Gene Ontology annotation, cellular component: cytosol. The coding region runs from base 342 to 2132 and encodes 596 amino acids. Gene Ontology annotation, molecular function: methylenetetrahydrofolate reductase [NAD(P)H] activity; FAD binding. Lineage: Eukaryota; Viridiplantae; Streptophyta; Magnoliopsida; Ericales; Ebenaceae.